This is a messenger RNA of Lagopus leucura (white-tailed ptarmigan), 2829 nucleotides long. RefSeq names its product signal peptide, CUB and EGF-like domain-containing protein 3. Lineage: Eukaryota; Metazoa; Chordata; Aves; Galliformes; Phasianidae. The transcript has 9 exons. The record is from RefSeq and is a predicted model, not a curated record. The coding region runs from base 309 to 1568 and encodes 419 amino acids.
CCCGGCCCAGUUCUGCCUGUUCUUCUUUCCUCAGUGCCUUGCUCCUCUUGCAUGAGUUUUUGCAUGGGAAGCGAGCAAGGUUUGCUCUUUUGCUCCGGGCUUAGCUUGCACUGCACCUCGAGGAGGCCUCAUUGAGACCUGCUGCACCCUCUGUGCACAAACACUUUUGGGGGGAGGCUGAUCCGGCCCAGCCGCAUGAUCGCAGUCAGGUGACGACGUUGAGCGCAGAAGCGGUGUGGGAUAAGCAGCUCAGUGAGGGAGAUCAGCUGCUGCCCCGGCCCUCUGCGAGCUGUUAGUGCUCAGGGAAAAUGAGCGUCUGGCCCCCUCCUCUGCUCUGGAGCUUGACCACGGCGUGUCUGACAGGUAUUGCUUUAGGCCAGACAGCCACCACCCAGGCCCCUGUUGUAUCAACCUCGCUACUUCUGAGUGCAGCUACCACCCAAGUCCCUGUUCCACCAACUCCAAUGUCUUCUAUUGCCACAGCGACCUUGGCCCCCACAUCCCCAUCUGCAGCUGGAACAGUGACAAACCUCACCACCCCUACAGUUGUGUCAUCUGCUAUCUCAAGCACAAACCCUCCCACUCCAGCUCUGCCCACCACCCCACGCAUCACCGCGCUCACCUCUGGGAUUGCUACCACCCCUCAUGCACCCACAGCACUAAUGGCCACAUCCAGCAGUGCCUGGGCCACCCCUCCAGAUGCAACUGCAUCUCCUGGUGUCCUAUCAGUGGUCCCGCCCCUCAGCACCACUGAGCCCUCAAACUGCAGCAGAGUGAAUGUGACAGCAUGUACUCCUUGCUCCCCAGGGACCAUUCCCAGCAGUGACACCUGGAGCUGCUCGUGCUGCACAGAGGGCUCAUGCUUGGACCCUGGUGCCUGUGAUCCUUGCCCAGCGGGGCACUACCAGCCUGCGAGGGGACAGCAGCAGUGCCUGCCGUGUCCAAAGGGACAUUACACCAACACUACCAGCAGCACCGUGUGCUCACCCUGCCCACCUGGCCACUAUGCCAACGAGUCGGGGGCCACAGCCUGCAGCGCGUGCCAGAGAGGUUAUUUUAGCUCACAGCAAAAUGCAGCUUUUUGUCUGCCUUGCCUGCCUGGAUCGUUCUGCAACACCACCAGCUGCAUGCUGUGUCUGGCCUGUCCUGCUGGGCACGAGGCUCCACAUGAGGCUGCUGAGGGGUGUAUGCUGUGCCGGGCAGGUACGUUCAAAGGUCUGGGUGAUGACGCCUGCAAGCCCUGCGAGCCAGGGGAAUACCAACCACAGCGGGGCCAGGAGAGCUGUGACCUGUGUCCAGAGAACCACUACUGCCCUAGCCCAGAUGUGAACCCGAUCAAGUGCCCUCCUGAUGCCUUCUGCCCCAUGGGCAGCACCGCGCCCCAGUUCUGCAUGGAGGUCUUCCUGUACAAGGUGGGCAGCUCCUGCCAGCUGACGCCACUGGUGAUUGUCCUCCUGGCACUCUUCUCAGCAGAGCUACAGAAGCAACACCUUCCUCCUGCUUCUCCAGUGAAAUUCAUUCACAUACCAGGCUGGCUGCAAAGCCCUGCUCAGAUCAUCCAGCGGUGACACUUCCACAGCGUUGUGCCUCAUCAGCUCUGAGAGCCCUGGUAAAAAUAGUACUUACUAUUAUGAGAGCUGUGCUUUCAAGCGAGUGUGCAUGGAGGUGGAAGCAGGUGUUACUUCUCAUGGAGUCCUUUCCCUGAGCUAAAGCAGCAGCAGCCAGCUGAAGGAACCCAGCUGGUAGGGGUUAAGUGGCUGCUGCCCUCCACUGCUCAUUCUUCUCAUCCCUGGGGAGAUUAUUGUGCUUUUCAAGAAAAAGGAAAUAAACAACAGCUGAAAAAAGCAGUUCUGUGAUCUGUUUCAGAUCUGUUAGAUGAGUAAAUGGAUAGGAAGAGAGGUGUGUUAUCCUCUGUGGUAAGCAAUAAUGCAGCUGGUAACCCCGCCACCUGCAUCAGCAGCAGCAUCAACACACCAAGCUCAGUCCCAUCCCAAGACCCUUUCUGCCCUCGAGUCUCCAUUUUCCCACUGAAAGCUGGUUACCUCCCGUCCGCAUGCUUUGUUCUUUUCUUCCCACCUUCUCCUCACUCCCAGCUACUUGCUUGAAAUGCGCUGGCUCUCAGAAUCCCCUGUUCUAAGAAGAAAUGGCUUCUUUGCAGCAGUGACCAGCUGGGGACAGGACAGGACCCUCUCCUUGUGGCUGCAGGAAAUGAUGCCCAACACCCUCUCCUGUUCUUCAGUCCUGAGAGCUGGGGGACAGAGCGUGCAUGGCCCUUCUGCUGGGCUCUCUGAUGCUGUCCAUAGCACGCAGGCACUAAGUUUCUCGGUGCACAGUCAGGGCUUUGUGCAGGAGCAGCAAAAGGAUGGAGUCCUGAUAACACAGCACCAGGUUAUUUCAGAACACUAAGCCAACAGUGCCAAAGCAUAUUUCUGAUUUGCUCUUAAAGAAGCACAGCUGCAGUCAGGCACAGAGAUUCCACCCAUGAAGGAAACUGGCGUUGACCUAAAACCUGGCUGGGAAAGAAAAAUGUGGUUGAAUUAAAACCUGACCAAACAGGAACAACAGCAGUGUCAGCUGAAUGGAGCUUGCAGGACUGCACGAUUGCAGCUCAAAAUACUUGAAGUCUGUGAAAUUCUGUCUAACAGAAAACAGCACUGUAACAGGAGAAACUGACCGCAAAAAAUGUCAUUUUUUAUGGUAAGCAACACUGUGAAAACAAGCCAAAAUACAAUCAUUAUCACCUCUAUGUGAGCCCUAAGUAUUAUUUCCAGCAAGUCUCUUAGGAAAUCGCAGAGUGCAAGUUUUCACUAUGAAAACAUCCAGUUCUUU